AUAUGUGUGUUUCUAAAUAUAAUAAACAAAAACUUAUUUUGCAUGCGAUUAAUCAAACUAAUACAGCACUAAAACAAAUAAAUAUUAGUACUGUAUAUUGAUAAUUUAAGGUUUAUUGUGAGGGGGGAAACGAUUCAAUGCAAUGCACGAUAUUUCUAAAAUAUUACGUAUGCGCGAGUCUUGAAUUAUUGAUAACAGCAUAUUAAGUUUCUAUUAGAUUUCAGAAAAGAUCCCGCAGCAAAAAGACAAAUUUAAUGAGCCGAAGAAUUUUUUUGAAAACUGACGUUCAUGGCAGGAGGCAUGUGGUUUUGAUCAUGUUGAUAACGUAUCGAAUACGACCUUGUGGGAUUUAAUUGUAUGGUCAGAUUUUCUUUUUCACAAGAUUUCACUUUAUUAUAAGGGCGUUUUCUGCUCUGUUCACGUCUUUUAAAUGAAUACGAAUGCGUAUCGCAGUCAUGCGGCGCUCGUAGUUUUCCUCCGGUCUAAACAAGGAAAUCACAUGCCAGGUUUUUCAGAGAAUUCGCCUUCAUAUGUUUCCCGGAAGAUUUAAUGCACUGCGCUCGCUGUGUUUUUAUUACGUGGCUGAAGUCAUGGAGGAGCUGGAUCCGGAGGAGCAGUUCCUCAGGGACGCCAGGAACGGGAACCUAGCGGGGAUCCAGAAGCUUCUGAUGUCCAAAAUAAAGGAGGAGGCCAAACUUGACAUCAACUGCAAGGGCAAGAGCAAAUCCAAUCAUGGAUGGACUCCUCUUCAUCUGGCCUGCUACUUCGGACAUAAGGAUGUAGUUGAGGCCUUGCUGAAGGCUGGAGCGGACGCCAGUUUGCCAAAUAAUGUCGGAGAUACGCCUCUACAUAAAGCAGCAUUCACCGGGAGAAAAGAGGUUGUAAUGUUGCUCCUUCAGCACGACGCUUGCGCUUCUGUCAUCAACGGGAUGGCCCAGAUACCUAAAGACAUUACCCAGAGCGCUGAGAUUAAAAGCAUGUUGGAGGCUGCCGAGAGGACCGAAGAGAGGAAGCUGGAGGAGCAGCUGCUGGAGGCGGCGCGGGAAGGAGCCGUAUCUACCCUCACCAGACUGCUAAACAUGAAGAAACCCCCGAACAUUAAUUGCACAGACUUGUUGGGAAACACCCCGCUGCAUUGCGCCGCUUACAGAGGCCAGAAACAGUGCGCCGUCAAACUCCUGCAGCACAAGGCCAACCCCAACAUCAAGAACAAAAUCGAUCAGACUGUUUUCGAUUUGGCUAACGAUGCAGAAAUGAAGCAGAUCAUUACUGGAAAUGUUAUGAAAGGUAUGACUCGACAUGUUAAAAUGUUCGAGGGGCCUCUUUGGAAGACUUCAAGGUUUUUCGGCUGGCGCUCCUACUGGGUAGUGCUUCAGGACGGGGUCUUGUCAUGGUACCCUAAACAGUCAGAUGCAGAAUCAAACACACACCGACAAGGUUGCAAACCGCUAACACAAGCACACUGCAUGGUUAAAGAGAAAGAUAGCAGCUAUUUCACGAUCAAGUGCUUUGACGACAGCGUCCACCAUUUCAAAGUGUCACAGAAGAACGACCCUGAAGCCACCAGAAAAAGGUGGCUGGAGGCCAUAGAGGAACAUUCAGCGUUCAGCACUCAUUACUGCUCACAAGACCCGGACAGCGAGGAAGAGGAAGACAACGGUGUGUCUGUACAUGAGCUUUCUGACUCACUUCAGCGGGCCGAGGCGUGCCAUCAGAGACUGGAGACCGAGAUGCUGGCCCUCCUGUCCGUGGUCAAAGAAGAUGGCCUGGCCGAACGAUUCCCCGCAGCCGUAGUUCAGAAGCUGAAGGAGGUCUGCGAAGCCUCCAGCGAAACCUGCUCCUCACUGCACCAGUGUCUGGGGCUUUUUUACAAACAGGAAGGAGCACGCAGUUUGAAACUGGAACAGGAAGUAGAGAAGAAUAAAAUCCUGUCAGAGGCUCUGCAGACGCUGGCCACUGAACAUCACGAGCUGGAGCAGUCGGUGGUCAAGGGAUCGUCGCCCCGCAGCGUCCUGAGCGAAGACGAGUUCUACGACGCUCUAUCCGAUUCGGACUCUGAGCCCUCGCUGAGCGCUUCCGAGACGGCGGGCCACUCGCACGAAGACGGAGAGGACCUCAAGUCCGAGCUCUACUGCAGCAUCUCGAGCGACCUCGGCGGCAGGAUGUCCCGGGAAGACCGUCGUGGAGAGGAAGAGGACGACGAUGAGGUGGCCAGAGUGAACGGAGUGAGGAGGCACAGGACUAGUUUACCAGCUCCCAUGUUCUCCAGAAAUGACUUCAGCAUCUGGAGCAUACUGAGGAAGUGCAUUGGGAUGGAGCUGUCUAAGAUCACCAUGCCUGUCAUUUUUAAUGAGCCGCUGAGCUUUCUACAGAGACUGACAGAAUAUAUGGAGCACACGUACCUCAUCCAUCAGGCCAAUGCUUCAGACGACUCUAUUGAGAGAAUGAAGUGUGUGGCCGCGUUUGCCGUAUCAGCCGUGGCGUCUCAGUGGGAAAGGACGGGUAAACCCUUCAACCCCCUGCUAGGAGAAACCUAUGAGUUAGUCAGGGACGAUCUCGGUUUCCGGCUGAUUUCAGAACAAGUGAGCCACCAUCCUCCCAUCAGCGCUUUUCACGCGGAGGGUUUGCAGAAGGACUUCGUGUUUCACGGCUCCAUCUACCCCAAACUGAAGUUCUGGGGCAAAAGCGUGGAGGCCGAACCUAAGGGCAUCAUCACUCUAGAGCUCCCCAAGCAUAACGAGGCCUACACGUGGAUGAACCCCACGUGUUGUGUGCACAACAUCAUCGUGGGACAGCUGUGGAUCGAACAGUACGGCAACGUGGAGGUCAUCAAUCACAGGACCGGUGAAAAGUGCUGCCUGAGUUUCAAACCGUGCGGCCUUUUCGGUAAAGAGUUACAUAAGGUUGAGGGCUACAUCCUGGACAAGAGCAAAAAGAAAGUGUGCAACCUUUACGGGAAAUGGACGGAGUGCAUGUACAUAGUCGACCCGGCUGCAUUUGAAACUCACAAGAAGAACGAUAAGAAAGCGUCAGAAGACAAGAAAAGCAGUAAACAGUCAUCUCAGACGUCAGACUCGGAGGAAACGCCUCAGCCGGGUGGAGAUUCACUGGAGGUGAUCCCAGGAAGUCAGCUGCUCUGGAGAAUAGCACCUAGGCCAGUCAACUCUGCCCAGAUGUACAGCUUCACUACAUUCGCAAUGCAGCUCAACGAGCUGGACAAAGAGAUCGAAGCGGUCAUCCCAAAGACGGACAGCAGACUGAGACCGGACAUACGAGCCAUGGAGAACGGAGACAUCGACCUGGCCAGCGAGGAGAAGAAGAGAUUGGAGGAGAAACAGAGGGCGGCGCGUAAGAACCGCUCCAAGUCGGAUGACGAGUGGAAGACAAGAAACGUCGUCUCAGGCCCAAGGUGGUUUCACCAAGGUCCAAAUCCACACAAUGGCUCUCAGGACUGGCUGUUCUCCAACAUCUACUGGGACAGAGAUUAUUCCCAAGUACCGGACAUCUACUGACCUGCAGGAAACCUGCAUCAAUAAAUUGUAUAGUCAAGACAAAAAUGAUGAAACCCUGGGCUGGCUGGCCAGGUGAACAUUUCAAAUAUUAUAAAUAAUAUACUGUUUUUAAGAGAAACUUUAUUUUAAACUCCUUUUAAAUUUAGUUUGACGAGGUUUAAAUGCAUAUGCAACGAUCAAGGGUUUUAAUAACGACCGAUUGUGACAAGUUGGGUUUCAUCAGUUAUAUAGGUGUACUGUAAUAGCAAUAAUGGUCCUGUUUUAGUCUUACGAAAAAGAUUUUGUUAGCAGCGGGAGAUUUUUGGGUGUCCCCCAAGGCUCAAGCCCGAGUCCGUUUAGUUUUCUGUUCAUUGGCAAAAAAACAAACUAGGUAUUUCUUAAAACCUUCCCUUUGUGUUGAGUGUGGAAUGUGGUAUAAAACAACUGGUUGUGAAAAUAAUUGUUACGCUUUUUAAAAAUUCAGAAUUCAUAUUUCCCCCCACAUGCAAUACAGUAUUAGGACAGUGUCUCUAUUUCUGCUGCUCUUUCUGUUGUGAUGUUUUUGGGUUUUUUUGGAGACACCUCUGGUAUCACUAAUAUAUUGACUAACGUCUUUUGUUAUGUUACAAUAUAACAAUCCUAAUUUAAUUAUGUAUUUAUCACGAGUUAAUUAUUAAUCUAUUUUAAAGUAUAUAGCUGGUCAGGAACACGAAGCGGUCUACUUUUAACUCCUGUAUCAGUUUAUUUUGUGUGUUGUAUGUUUUUGUGUGUAUAUUUUCUAGAUUUAUCCAACAAAAUGCCUACAGAUGAUCAGAAAAAGGCACAUAAAAGGCAUUAAAGGUUGUAUUUAGAUCACAUCUAAAGAAAUAAAAACCUAAAAGAGG
Messenger RNA from Puntigrus tetrazona (Sumatra barb), 4375 nucleotides. It is a transcript of the gene osbpl1a, whose product is annotated as oxysterol binding protein-like 1A. The coding region runs from base 531 to 3512 and encodes 993 amino acids. The transcript is spliced from 28 exons. Gene Ontology annotation, cellular component: cytosol; intracellular membrane-bounded organelle; membrane. Gene Ontology annotation, molecular function: cholesterol binding; protein binding. NCBI's taxonomy places the organism in Eukaryota, Metazoa, Chordata, Actinopteri, Cypriniformes, Cyprinidae. The record is from RefSeq and is a predicted model, not a curated record.